UUAACAUGGGUAGUUUGAUUAUUUAUGCCCGUUUCUUGGUCUGAAAAUGAAAAGUAUCGUUUGCCAAUUCGUAUUCAAUAAAUGGGAAUUUUCGUUCAACUAGGAAAAUCCAAAGUGUAGUCGUACCUGCACCUAGUUAUUCUUAAAUUAACACACCAGUGAAUUAUCUUUUCGAUUUUCGGCCGUCUGGGUUUGUUUUGUAGUCCGUGUCCUCCAUUAUUGCUUAACGUCUCUUGGUGUUUCUACGUACAUACUUUCUUUGUCUCAGACUUCUCUGAAAAAGGAUGAGAUUGAAGUGCCCAAUUCUGCGUCCUCGGAGUGUGCGAUCGCUGGUAAGCCAUUUGACUGGAUAUUUUUAGUCUCUCCUAGACUCCACGGAUGAACACUCCCUACGAUUAGUACUCUUAAGCGCAACUUUUAGUGAAAAUUUAUGCCGCGAUCUAAAAGUAGCCCCCUGUUUUGUUUCAAACCGUAGUGGAAGGGGGAUAGUUUACAUGGGGAUGUUUUGAUAAACUCAAAAUCACACGACUACAGAUCUCAGCCACUUUUUCUCCGGCCCGUCAACUUCCUCCCGAUUUGGCUUCUGUCAUGUAUAUGUCAUUUAUGUUGCGGCGUCCUCUCGAAGGGACACUACUGACCCUAAGGGACUGCCAAAGUGGUCGCUACCUGUUUUUUCGAAUCCGUUCCGAGAAACGAGCGGCAAAAGUGAUCUUUGUGAAUUACCAGCACAGCUCACUCUUUACACUGCUUCAGAGUGUUGGAUUCCUCCGCUCAUGCCACAGCCUGCAUAUUUCUGCAUCAUCAGCUGUUGACCUUUAUGCAGCGACCUGGUUGCUAAUGACGAUUUUCUGACUGCCCUUCUUUAUUUUGACCUUGAUUCUUCUAACCUGUCCUUCGGUUUACCUAGGCUACUUACCGAAGUUUUCAGAUGAAGCUGUCUGCAAUUUCAUUCCCGAUUUCCCAUUCCGGCCUUUCACACUCCUAUCCUCGGUUAAUGGAGGCAUAUGUGUCCUGCUGCUUCAAACAGCCAACUGCACGAAGCUUUAGAUGUCAGUCGUGUUAGAAAAAGUGGCAAAGUUCAAAGACCCUCCUCGGGGUUCUUGGACUAAUGACCUGAUGUUACGGCACACCGAACAACUUAUCAAAGUAAAAGUAAUCUAAAUAGUGCACAAACCGUGACCAUUUGACGCCAUCAAGCCAAAAAUGUGGUUAUGUAGGCUCACCUGAAAUAAACAAACCCCAGCCACCUGUAAUAGGGAACCGGUGGUUAUAGGGGUUUUUACAGGUGGGGCCGGGGAACGCACAGGCGACGAGGUCUAGUAGUGUUAUGCAAAAGAAACGUUAUUGGGAAUGCGCGGUUGUACUUUGAGUGGUUGAGAAAUAGUUGCCUAUUUCUGUAGCUGACUGAAUACACUCUUUAUCUUUAACGACACGCUAAUAGCUGUAGCUUGAGGGUUGCCAACUGACAGCAUAAUUUAGUCCUACUCAGAACAGAUAGUCAAGCGAUAACGAGUCCUCCUUUGGGUCGCUUUUGUAACACUCUCAGUUGUGUGAGAUCUGCGACUCCCCAGUAAGAAUCCGUUUGUGCAAACUUAGGGCCCAUCGCGCGCUCAGUACCCGUAAGUAGGGCUUCAAAUCUGGCGAUAAACACUCCCGCUCCUUUCCUCAACCGCCUUGAUUCCGUUUUAUCAUUGAAACAGGAUGUGCUUUGAAAGAGACAGUGAGGUAGACGCGGCGAAAAUCUCUGCUGGAAAUAGACCGACGCAUGUGUCAUCACUGCGCUGCCUAGGGGACAGUGCUGGUUCUCAUCGCCUCCGACGAACGGGCUCAUCUGUUCGCUGCAGACUUAUCCUAAAUGGGCGAUUUCGUCCUGCAUAUGGUGCACGCAGUGUCAUAGUGGCGUUUUGCUGGAGACUCGCGCAAUCACACUGGUCAACCUCACGCAAAAAUAAGUACAUUUCCGGUACAUUCUACCCUUUUGACUGUUUUUCGGUGUUGUUAUGUAGCCAAUUUUUUGAAGAGACCGACCAGUCUUUGUUGUCUGUAACAAUUCCGCGGGAUAUAAGUCAACCCUGAAAAAAAGGUAUACGUAGUUUAGAACUUUUUCUAAACUAUGACCACAUUCUCUUUUCAAAAAAUAGCUGUAAGAAAAAAUGACUUCCCACAAAAUUAGCAAAAGGUGCUUAUUUUCUUAAAUGAUUUUUGUGAAAGUAGCCGACAUUAUGAUAAACUUGACGGGAUAGUUCGCCAGUCUGGAUACACCGUAAAACAUACUCUUCCCGUUGCGUCCUUCAGCUCCACAGACUGCCUCACAGUGACCAGUCAUGGUACAGGAGGGAAUACCAAUAAAGACCAACGGAGACUGGGAUGACCAUUUUAACAUUAUUAGUCGGUGCCAGCCGAUUAAUGCCCGAUGAACAAUCAAUUCGGCUGAGUCCCAGGUUAUCCAAAGCAGGGAUUAGGGUAUUGCUGACCGAUGACGAUCGUCCCGAUCUGCGCUGGUAGUUUAUUUGUGGUUUAGGGAUUUUAUGGUAACUGAUAAGUUGUGGAAAAUGUCCGCUGGAAAGCCGGCAUGGGGAUUAGUGGGAAACCAUUCCCGUACCUAUCAACACUGCGACCUCCGUUGGGCGUUGCUUUCUAAAUGACUGCAUAUUUAGGAACUUCUGGCAGUGCUUUAUGACGACCAAAGUGUACAUGUGCUGUCAGGAGUUGUUACUUAAAGGCAAAUUCACUUAAAACUCCAUCUCGUUGACCGCCCAACCUGCGUCUCUUUGUAUCUAACUUGUGCCCAGUAAUGAUCCAAUUUCGGCACAAAACCUCCGCUCCUCCGAUCCACUGCUAGGAUUAGUUAUAUGGUGCCCCUUACCAUGGGGAGCUAUCCUGACCAUAAAACCUGUUUUGCCUUCUAAACUUGUUAGACUUCUAUACGAAACUGAAUGUCAUUUGAUAUCAGCAAUUCGGUUUCCAGAAAUUUAAUUAACCAUACAGACGUGUAUAAAGUACCUUGUCUGGACUUCCUACUUUUGUUAGUUUUUUAACAGCUCUGUGGUCGGCAUUAAUAAAUAGUUUGAUCGGGUACACUCUUCCGUGCGGUGGGCUUUUCGUGCCAGACUGUUCGCAGCCACUGUUAGGUUUUCUUUUCAAACUGUCAUUCUGUACUCUCUCCUGAUAGACGACGCUCCUCCCUCAUCGUCCUCCCCAACUGCGUCUAGCGACUGGAUCAUUCUGGAUACUCCGCCAUCCUUAAGACCGGUCGCCGCAUCCUCCAGUUCCAAGCGCCUAACUGGCCGUCCCGCACUUGGCACCCUCGUUGUGCCUGGCAUUGACACUGUUCCAGGCACUUUACCCGCACCAGUUAAGCUAACUCCCCGGCAGCAUAAGGCCCCGCGCCGAUCCAGCUUCCUUCUCCGUCGACAUGAAUUGGCCAGGGAAAAGCGCCUGGCUGAGGCUUUGCGCACAGGACGGCUGGUGGCUCCCGAGUCACGCAACGGCAAUUACGAUGGACUGAACUACGCUCCAAUUGAGCAGAAUGCCUCCUCUACAGGCGCCAUCCAGAUAGCAGCCAGUCAGCGCGCUCGCAAAAUGGCUCUAGCUGCGGCAAUGACUGCAUCCAGCCGAGGUCCCGCUAAGCGGUAUUGUGUAAAUCAGGCCACAUCUUCACAAACGAUCAAUGAUACCGUGGUUGAUGGCGAGGCUACUAGUCAGAUGGAACGCAGUUUCGUUUUUGAGGAUGAUUGUCCACCUACUUCACGAAGGACGUCGCUACCCUUGUUGUUACCCACAGCGAAGCUCGACACCCAGGAACUUGAUGCGCUGAACGGUCUCCUAAACGAAGAUCCAACCCGUAGGGUCUUGAAAUCCCCCAGGGCACAUCCCCACUCGCAUAAAUCGUCCUUGCGGCCCGUCACUCUCCUCUCGACCCCAGCAGAUUCCCAAAAAUUGUCGUUGGAUAAGGAGAAUAUCGAUUUAUUGGGUGAACUUGACCACUCUCCUGCGGUGUGCACACAGUCAAAGCACACGCAGAAGGACUCACCUAGGUCCCCGAACCCCCCUUCGCCCCAAACAUCGCUCACCCGGGACGGUAAGCAUAAAAAUGAAGCUGAAAACACAUCACCUUCACGACCUCAAGAAGGGUCGUACACAUCUGACAACUCCUUGGUCGGUGCCGCACUCAGUGACUGGUCGUACACUUCAAGCGAUGGGUACGCAGUUUUUUUCCUUCUAUAAUUUUCAGCUUCAGGCUUCUGGACACGCUGGGUUUUACAUUUGGAGCCUUAAAUCAACUUAUCCUAUUCGUCCACCCCUCCUCUCCCCGCAGUCAUCUGGUUACUGCAUUUCUGCUCACUAAUAUAAAGAGGUUCUUGGCGUCUAGAAAACGAGUCCGGGCUAAUGCGUUCAUUCGUCAGUUUUCGUGAGGCAACCUUACCCCCACCCGAAUGAACGAUUCGAACUCUUGAUUGGUGGUGGUAGCCUAACGCUCGUAAUCCCACUCGUUUUGGGCUUCCAAGUUUAAAGUAGGGAUAUGCUAAGGUCGCAUAGGGCCUGAAUUCACAUAUUCAAUUCCCUGUAGGCCUUACUGCUCCACAUACGCUACGAGUCCCCUGUUGUCUAAAUCAAACUGUUUACUUAACAUAUAAGAAGAAAAGAUGUCAGUAGAAUACCGCGCGGGGAACCUUUCGCCUUUAACUUUCCCUUUUAUGUCCAACAGAGCUUAUUUUAAGGAUUUUGACAGGGACGAACUUUUACGUAUUUCGAUUACGCAUAUGCCCUGACAACGAGUUGGUGGCGUUUCGAGUUUGAACGUAGGACGUCAAUUUCAUGGACUCUCACCUUUAUAGAGACUUCAUUAAUGGUUUCAGACCUUUUUUUCUAAGAAUGCUAUUUGUCUCUUGGAAUGUCUCGCCAACGAAUAAGUGUAUGGCGCCAAACUGAAACGAAUCAUCAAACUCUCCAGGCCUCUGUCGAAGAUCAUGACGGCACACCGAAAACUGCUGUUCAUCUACUCGAGCAAACUAAAUUAUGGUUGCAUGUUCCAUGCAUUUUGUGUAAAGCUCCUGUUCACCACUUAGGCUAUAAAGUGCUCGUAGGUUGUGAUUCCUGGCGAUUCGCCUUGCUGUCCUAUGAAGUGGAAGGAGCGGUCUUCUGUCUUACUGACCAGCCUUUCCUGAUGAUUCUUGUCUGCCUUUUGCCAGAGAAUUUCCAUCAAAGUGGUCUGCGGGUGCUUUCGUGCCUUUGCCGUUUUCCCUGCCUCUCGAUUCUGUCCUCUCUGAACGCGUCUAUUAGGGUUACUGUAUUGAUUUUCUGCUACCUACCCGCCUCCACCGACGUCUCCCUCAAAGUGCCUCGUUGAGAUAAGUAACCUGCAGACGUUUCGGCGGUGUCUGAACGAUUUUCGUCCCAGAAUUUUGUCACCUGUUUGCCUGCUGGCGUUUUCGGUCCUUUCAAAGUGGAGUUUACACCUUUAGUUCGGUGUCGGUGGGCGGUCACUGAUGCGUGCGUUGUAAGACCGUGACCUCUAAGUGAAUCGGGAAAGAAACUGAAAUAUUUACUUAUUUGCGCUAUCACCUUUCAACCCUUUUUCCACUUUUCUUAAAAAUAAACUGUUCCAGAGUUAUUACUUGACACUAGCUGUACAUCCCGUGAGGAGAACCAUGCUAGGUCUGCCGAGUAUAUCACAAAAGUUGUCUCGAUUAUCGACGCUGCCUCUCGCUAAUCUCUUUCGUCUAUGCACUGCAGAACUAUUCCACUAUUGCUCGAGUUCCAAAAAUUGGGACAUAGCCUAGUUUGCCUAACUUUCUGGUCCUUCCCGCCGACUGUCGAAAUUUUCCGGAUCAUAUGCCUACGGGAGUCGUGCUCCUAAGUUAAAAAGGACAUGAUGAAAUCAGUUAACCUGUUUCAGAGUGUUGUAGCUCCAUCCAUGUCUUUUGGUUGUAGACACCUAAUUGACUCCUCAUGCGUUUUAAAGCGACGAUAAUUCUACCUUUGUACGAUAGUUCAACCGUCUGCAGUGAUGACGUCCGCCACUGCCCCACGAGGUGGACCCAGCAGCGGUGACUUGCAAGUGAAUUUGUUUAUAGUAAAGCAGGUUUGUGCCUAAUUAACGUCGAGCUCUCCUCCCUCGCCCACCUCCCUUUGAUGACAACACAACUUUAAGAUGAUCGGCUGUGGGUGCGGGGGUGCGGGCUCAGUGGCUGACAAGGCUAAACUGCCCUUCUAGGCGAGCCGAACGCGACCUUCUCCCUAUCACCCGUGUGCCAGUCCGCAUUUGAGGGGAAGGGGAGGUGAACUUCGCGUAGGUGAGAGGUGCGAUAAAGGCUAAAUUAAGAAACGGCCAUCACAGCCUGACCCUCAGAUCCUGUGAAGGCCCGAGUUACCACGUCACUUUGCAACCCCCCAAGCCAACACUGAUAGCACGUCAAGGUAGAUUAAGGGGCGUCAGAUUUAUUAUAUUGGGGAAUGCACUAGUUUUCCGUGACGAUGAAUUCUCCGGUGUUGGCCUCUUCCAUCUCCAUCAUCUGUCAGAUAACCGACGAUGAGGUUGGACUCGGUGGCCUGAGAACCUGCGUCUAAGGCGUGCACUCGCACACGACAGACACUUGCCAUAGUUCCCAGGCCACUGAGGGUUACUUGAUUAGCAGCCUGACGCCUUUAUUGCGAGUUUCUCCGAUCCUACUACUUCUCUUUUCUAUUCCCACACUUUUUGUUAUGGCAUAUUCCUCAUAUUAGUGUCCGUUCUCAUAUGGCCCUUGUAAAACUUUUACAGAUGGCUCAAAAUCACGCCCUCACUAAAUUUUAGACUUGGGGUCGCAACGGAGACGUUUCUACCCUCUGACCUCCCUACUGACAAUCGCAAUUGGUUUCGAUGUCAAGUUCGCGCCGUUGUUCCAACAAAGUAGGCCCCCUAUAUUACGUGAAGCACUUUUUUCAUUUGCAUAUACUGUUUCUGCAGUUUUUUUUAAAAAUGCACGCUAGUCCUGUUUGAAAGGUGUGUCUGUCUGUCGCUAUCCUCUCUUCUAUCAGUACUAACAUCACUGGUUUCCCGUUCCCAUAUUGUCCCUUCGUUCGAAUCUCCAACUCCCACCGACACUCUUGUCGGAGACUGCUACGUUUUAUUCUUUCUUGACCGGUAGCAAAUGCUAGUGUUAUCUUCUUUAUGCAUGUGUCGAGAUCACUCACUGGGGAGACGACAGUUCGACUAUCGCGAACGAUGCUCCGCAUCUUGGUGGGCGCGGUCAUGGUGACUUGCGCGGGAAUAAGUCUAUAGCAAUAUUAGACUUGCGAUGCGUCUGCCGCGCUUUCGCCUCCCCCGCCUACCUGAGUCAUGACACAGUUAGGAGGACUGGAGGCGGGGUCAGGCGCAGUGUCCAACAAAGCUGAACAACUCGUCUACGCUUGUCACACACGUCUGUUCCGCACCUGAUGUUCACAGAAGUAGGAAGUGGUCGGCUCAGAUCCCAUCUGAGUGCGGGUACCACAGAGGCCACAGUAAGAAACCAUUGCAGCCUGACUCUUCUUUCGGGGAGGGGAACCGGGUCAUCCUGUCAGUUGGCAGGUUUCCAUGCGCGUCAGCAUGUUUAUAGUGAGGAAAUGCGCUGAAGUGCCGUAAGGACGGAGCCUCCAAAUUCGACCUCACUCUCUCCUCCCUGACUCAGACACCUGCUCACUGUCCGAGUCGGUCAGCCAUCUGAUACGAGGACUAGACGCAAGUGUCUGGCGCAGCCCAGGCCUGCGCUCGGGACUUACUACCAGAUCACCCCCAUGUGUGGCAUUUGUUAUGGGAUGCGCAGACUCUACGCGCCUCGGUUAACGCGUGCCGUUCAAUGCAAGUGGGAUAUUACAGCCAAUUUGCGAAAAUCCGAGUUCUUUAAGUCUCAACUCUGACUUAGCGACUAGCCAGAGUAAAACAUACAGGGCCCGUGCACUGAUCAUUUCUGCUUGGAUAUUCUCGCGAGUUACGGUGUGAGUGUGAGCAUGAAAACGAAGUAGCUGGCGCUCACCUGGCGUCCUAUCAACUGGUUUGGUAGAGCAUAGUAAAAAUAUAACUCAGUCGUAAUUAUGGCUUCUAGUGUACACUCGUCAAGAGAACGACUCGACCGCUCGUGUCUGGGAAUGUAAGACAUCGGCUGCUAAUUCUCGUUUGGGGACACGAAGCUUACCAAGUGACGGUAGGUAGUACGACCCUUUGUGUCCAUUGACGCAUGGUUGGUAUAUUUCAUGAACACAAAAUACUUUUGACGUGGUUUUGUGAAGAUCGGAGUCAAGCCCAGAGAUGUUUUAAAAAUUUCUUAUUAACCAGCACGCUGACUUACUAUCAAUGGCUGCUGAGCCAGCGUCUAACUUGGACAUCUAUCCAAGAGAAACAUGUUAUAUUAGUUUCGAGGCCAACCAUAGUACGAAUGGUAAGCAAAACAACAAGCCGUAUAUGCACUAGCUAACUUCGACAGUGCUGACGAUCUGGCCACUUGACCAGGGUGUCCUUGCUGAAAACAGUGGAGUGAAAAGUUCCACGGAACAACAAUUAUAGCACAAACCUGCAGCAGACAGUAUAAAGCUGAGCAUUGUUAUCGGAUGAAAUUGGGAACCUUUGACUUACAAUAGUGGACGAUGUAUUUAUUAUUGGUACGAUAAAAAUUAUGCAUUCUCUCCUGCAAGAAGUUUGAGUUAUGGUGACGGUCUUACGCCUCCUGUCUACUUGUAUUGGUAGUUUCCUUGCUGCUAUGUUCACUACUUUGUAAUAGGUAAAAAGCUCGCACCCGAACGGUCCAAUCAUGGUACACAAAACUGCCUGCGCACGGUAUUUAGAUUUGGAACCAACAAGUGCGAUACUGACACUGGCCUGUUUAGACUGGCGUUUCCUCCGGUUUCGAUACUAAAGAGUUCAUUAUCUCAACAUGCACCUCACCUUCAACUACCACUUGGGAAUGAUAAGUUCUAAUCAUCCGAUAAGCAUAAUUAUCCCUCGAUGGCUUACAAUUAAAUGCGUAAAUUAAAACAUGAAAUGCACUACAAAGAGGUAGGAUUACACAUAACCGUCUCGAACGCUCUGUCCGACAUGCGAUUGUAACACCUAUUGCAAUUAGCUACACUAGGACUGUUAAUUUAACAAAAAGCGUUAUGUAUUUAGCAUGUAAUGCGUGCGCGGUGCUGUCUUGCGCUAUAUGCAACUUUAUAUUACACUUCUUUUAAUGCCCUAGUUGUCUUCUUCUUUAGUGAUUUCUGUGUUCCAUAAACGCAAGGCUUAGAUAUUACGCCACUGUGCACCCUCUUUUUUCUCAGCCGGGCCUUGAAAAUUUCACUUGAUAUUUGCGGCGUUCCGGCUGGUGUGAAGUUGGGCAUCGAAGCUGACCUGUCUGGAACAUGGUGAGUACUGAGGUGUUUCGCUUCUGCCUACAGUUUUUUUGUUCAGUAGACACUUUUCUUGUAGGUAAAUAAACUCGGGCCGACAAAGACAAGGGAGACCGGGAUGGCCAUUUCCGGCUGACUAGCUGUCGUCGGCCAGCCUUGCCAAACCUCAUGUGUGGGGAUAUCUGAGGUCCGGACCCGCGUUCUCAAGCUUCAGUGAGUCCAACACUCAACUCACUGAGCCACGGGCUCGUUGUCUCGUCGGUCGUGAUCGGUCACAUUAACCAUGGUAGAGGGUGCUCACUGAUUAAGUUACGGGAGUUGCUUUUCACAUAGUGCCUUUUUGUUCUGGUAGAGAGCCGCUCACCGAUCGUGUUACGGAACUCACUUGCACCGUUGUAUCCAACCAGCAGCCGCACAACGGCACGGGAUCGAGCCUCAGGCUUUCCACACUUCGGUAUAACCGGCUGGAGACGACCAACAAGGCCGAAAUGGCCAUUCCAGUCUCCCUUGUCUUUGUAGGUAAUGUUACCCUGCCUUUGUCUUAUGUCUGUCCUACUACAGCAUACGCACUUUGGUUAAGCAUAAUUGUCGAUUGCGUCCUCUCAUCUCGUUAGAUCCUUUUUCACUCAUAGGUUUUUUUAUCGGACCACUGCUUUUUGCUUGGCCGAACUUCCGGACGAGCAUAAAAAAGAUGUUGCUGAACAAAAAAGGCAGUUGUAACCGCUUAUUCAAAGUAGUAACUGCAGGUCGCUUCAGAUUCGUUCCUUGCUUACCCCUAAUCCUUCCAUGUUUGUAACACUGAUUGUCUUUGAUCGCAAUACCUUACUUAUGGUUUUUAAGUAGCGCGUUUAUUCGGGCUCGCCCUCUGAUAGGUCGGUUACGAGAACGGGCACCAUCUGCCUGUUGCGCCUUGACAGUCGCGUUCUCUUCGUCAAAGGCUGUUACACAGUGAUCAGCAGCCAAAUAUAAGGAUAUUACCGAUGCUGACCUUAAGAUUGGAAUGAUCGUUCUUGGUCGUUCGCUGUCGUCAACUAGCCAAUCCACGGAAGCCCGUCGUCCGGACGUGAUUCAGUCUUGUUUAGACGGUCCGAAGUCUAAAACAUGAGUUUCUGAACUACGCGUGGAAAUAUUUAGACUGAUAAAUAUGCUUGCCAACAUUGGGACGCCGCCCGUCCAUCACCGGUGUGUUACCAA
Molecule: messenger RNA, 10539 nt
Organism: Spirometra erinaceieuropaei
Lineage: Eukaryota; Metazoa; Platyhelminthes; Cestoda; Diphyllobothriidea; Diphyllobothriidae
Source: the annotation of a GenBank genome assembly